Castor canadensis (American beaver) is the source of this 7604-nucleotide messenger RNA. Its product is annotated as KIAA0930 ortholog. The record is from RefSeq and is a predicted model, not a curated record. Lineage: Eukaryota; Metazoa; Chordata; Mammalia; Rodentia; Castoridae.
AGGUGCGCUCUCAGCUGAGCUCUGCGGGAGGCGGCGACGGCGACGGCGACGCUCACAAAGGCGGAUUGUGGCUUCACUGCUGCUCGCGGCGGGCGGCGUCGGGACCGAAGCGGCGGGGUGCGCCGGGGGCCCCCGCGGGCGCGGCGCGGGCGAUGAGCCGGGGCCCGGCAUGGCCUCCGCGCGGCCGCCGGGCCGGGCCUGUGCCUCGGCGUCCGCGCCCGCGGGGCUCCGGGCCGGGCCGCCCGCCCUCCCCCCCGCCGCCACCGUGUCCCCGGAGCCAGCGGGCAGCGCCGAGGCCGAGGAGCGCUCGCUGCAGCACAUGCUGCGCGCCAUAGCCGAGGAGCGCGGCCGCCUCAGCCUGCGCCGCGAGGUCUGCGGCCUCGGGUGCUUCAAGGAUGACCGCAUCGUCUUCUGGACGUGGAUGUUCUCCACCUACUUCAUGGAGAAAUGGGCCCCCCGGCAAGACGACAUGCUUUUCUAUGUGCGCCGGAAGCUGGCCUACACAGGCAGCGAGAGCAACGUGGAAGGGAGGAAGCUGCCUGAGGCCGAGCCCGAGGUGGAGGUGGAGGUGUACCGGCGGGACUCCAAGAAACUGCCGGGUCUGGGAGACCCUGACAUCGACUGGGAGGAGAGCGUCUGCCUGAACCUCAUCCUGCAGAAGCUGGACUACAUGGUGACUUGUGCAGUGUGCACGCGUGCUGACGGGGGCGACAUCCACAUCCACAGGAAGAAAUCCCAGCAAGUGUUUGCAUCCCCCAGUAAACACCCCAUGGAUAGCAAAGGGGAAGAAUCCAAGAUGAGCUACCCCAAUAUCUUCUUCAUGAUCGACAGCUUCGAGGAGGUAUUCUGCGACAUGACUGUGGGGGAAGGAGAGAUGGUCUGUGUGGAGCUGGUGGCCAGUGACAAAACCAACACAUUCCAGGGGGUCAUCUUUCAGGGCUAUCGUUAUGAGGCCCUCAAGAAGGUGUAUGACAACCGCGUUAGCGUGGCUGCCCGCAUGGCCCAGAAGAUGUCGUUCGGCUUCUACAAGUACAGCAACAUGGAGUUUGUGCGCAUGAAGGGGCCCCAGGGCAAGGGGCAUGCUGAGAUGGCCGUCAGCCGUGUGUCCACAGGUGACACAUCCCCCUGUGGGACUGAAGAGGACUCUAGCCCGGCUUCGCCCAUGCAUGAGCGGGUGACCUCCUUCAGCACACCCCCCACCCCAGAGCGGAACAACCGGCCUGCUUUCUUCUCCCCAUCCCUCAAGAGAAAGGUGCCCCGGAACCGGAUCGCUGAGAUGAAGAAGUCUCACUCGGCCAACGACAGCGAGGAGUUCUUCCGGGAGGACAGCGGUGGGGCUGACCUACACAAUGCAACCAACCUGCGGUCUCGGUCCCUGUCUGGCACGGGACGGUCCCUGGUCGGGUCCUGGCUGAAGCUGAACAGGGCCGAUGGGAAUUUCCUUCUCUAUGCACACUUGACCUACGUCACUUUGCCGCUGCAUCGGAUCUUAACAGACAUCCUGGAAGUCCGGCAGAAGCCCAUCCUGAUGACCUAGCGUGUGUGGAGCCUAUGCAGAGCCCUGGCUCUGCCUGGCCUGGGAAUGCUGCCAAGUGCCUACCUGUCACCGCCACCGGGGUCUUCUGUGACAAGCCAGCGCCAGAGCCACAGCCAGGCGGGGCCGCUCGACUCCUGGAGCCAGGGCCGACUCCAUGAACACCAGCCCAAACUGAAGUGCCUCGUCCUCCUCCCUGCUGGCUCUGCUCCCCUGUGUAUCCCCAUCCCACCCCAGCACCCCAGCCCAUCUGUGAAGAGCUCUCUGCACCCAGAGAGGCCAGAGACACCAACAGGUCAGAGAGCACGCAAGGGCUGGCGUCUGCAAUGUGCCCAGACCUCCUGACAUGGCAGGUGGAACCCAGUGCUGGUGCUCUCAGCGAGUCAGACCGUCCACACUUCUUAGGAAAAGCAGUUGAUGAUUUUGCAGUUGUGGUACCUGUGAACUUCAGCGUCCAAGGCAGUCCCACCUUGUCUUCCCCUAGUUAUCACUCUGUCACAGCAAGUUCCCAUGGGGAGACUGCAGCUUCACCCUGGGCUGGGAAUACCUCCCUUAUGCCCAAGCUGAGCUCAGAAUGGCCCCAAGCUGGGCAGACAGGCCCCAUCCCGCCAGAAUGGCCUUUUGCUUCCAGCCAAAGAACAUCAUCAUCGCCCGCCUCCAAUCCGGACAGGAAGGCAGACGUCCUGCCUCCCACCUUGGCUGCCAGGACUCCCAGAAUUUGGAUACUGAGGGCAGGAAAAUGGCACUUUAGCUGCAGGGUAUCUGGUGUGGGCUGGGGUUGGCAUCCUCCCAGGGGGUUGUAGGCAGAACCACCAACCUCUGGGGCCGGGUGUUGUUUCCUCUGACCAGUGUGCUGGUUGGACCAGCUCCCUAGGCAAGGAGGAACUGGCUUGGCUGGUUGUGCGUGGGUGGUACAGCUGAUGAAUGUGAGCGACCCACGGCCACUAGCCCUGCCUUGUCCCAGCACAGUGUGCUCUCAGGAGCUGAGGCCUUCCUCUACCCAACUGGAAUAGACUGGAAGCUGGUCUCCUUGUUGCUGCUGUUUGGAGUUUGAUGUCCGGAGUACUGGAGGGCUCCAACUGAGCGUUGAGAGAUCCCCUGUGGGCAGAAAAGGAAGAGCAGGAGUCUGCUCUGUUUCCAUUCUGCCGGCUCUGGGAAUGGGGACUACUUUGGGGCUUUCUCCAGGUUUUGUAUGUUGUUAUUAAAAGCAAGCUAUUGCAUUUCGUUCUGCCUCAGCUUGCCCACCUAUGAAAUGGGGCUGUUAACAACCUACCUCACUGACGUCUUUAGGGUUCAAGUGCACAAAGGUCAUGGUACAGUCAGCAGCUGUACUGCAUAGCUGAUUGGGCGUCAGGGUUAGGGUGAGGUUCUUGGGAGCUUGCCUCUGCCCACUCUGAGAUAACCUCCUCCACGGUGGCCAGUGGCAGGUAGACUGGGACGGUGUCCCAUCUUCCAGCAGUGCUGGCUUAGGCUGGUGCUGUGACUCCCUGGAGCAGGUUCACAUUCUAACCUGGUGUCUUAGGGCCACAGAGUCGGGUCCUGCCCCAGGGUGUCUGAGCAGCGCCUCAGGCCGUGGACGUGACCCAGCACUGCAGGACACUGCUUGUUCUACAGGGUUGUGAAUGCUGUUCCCAAGUUUGUGUCCAGGAUAGCUGAAAUAUACCUAUCUUCAGGAACUUUUUCUCCCUGCUCAUUCUGGAAUCCGAAGACUCUGGGCUGGGAUCUUGGGAGAAAUACAGCCCCGAUGCAUCUUCUGGAAGGACAGGUAGUGUAAGACAGGCAGCGCUCUGUUCUCGGAGUGAGGACCAGCAAAGGGCUCCCUCACCCAUAGCCAGGCUGGCCUGGGAAGGACUAGUCCUGUGUGAAAGUGUUCCCCAGGUCAUAGGAAUGCAGAUGUGGUGUGUGGGAACAGAUGCCUGCCAUGGGUUGGCUGUGUUUGUGUCUAACCCACAGCACCUACCAUGUGCAGGCCCCAUUCCAACAUUUAUGUACCCCUGUGUUCCCAUCUUCCAGACAAGGAAACAGCCACAGAGCAGUUGGGUGAACUGCGUAAAGUUAAAUCACAGAUCACGAUGGUAGAAGUUAAGCUGGGCCUUGGCUUGGGACACAUGGACAGGUGUUUGGUUACAUCUACCAUUCUUAGUCCUAAAUCCAUCUCCAGAGGGUACUUCUGAUCCUGAUUAAAGCAUGUGCAGUGACAUUUGGUAACUAGAUUAUAAACUGUCACUCUGAGGUUUUUUAUUUAUUCACAGUAGUAACUGACAUCAACAAAAGUUGAUAGCUGGGUGUGGUGGCCAUGCCUAAGAUCCCAGCACUGGGGCGCAGGGAUGGAUGGAGGAGGAUCAUGUGUUCAAGGCCAACCUGGGCUACAUAGUGAGACCCUGCCUCAAAAAAUAAAAACAAAAAAGUGAUAUAAGUGAUGGUCAGAACCAGAGCCCCAAAAGUCCUGGUGUUGAUACACUUGCUUCUGGAAGGCCAUUUCGCUUUUCUGGGAACAUUCCUGUCUCCUGGACAACAUGGGUCAGGUCAGCAAAGCGCACAGACGGGUCAUAAAUGGGAAUCAGGAUUAGAGUACAGUUCUCCUUUGUGGAAACUGAGGUGUCAACCUUAAGGACACUGAGAAGGUGGUAGUGCUGGGCUUUUUCUUUGUGAGUGACUCUGGGUACGUGAAGGCUCAGGCAACAUCGCUCUUGCAGUCCUGGCUGUCACAAGAGCUGGCUGGCUCAUUUUGUCCCAAGAGAAGAAUAUUAUUUAAAACACAAGUAGCAGACAAGUAACCAAAAGAGAAAAGAACAUUGUGUAGCCCGACCCACCUGGCUAUCGGAUGGGUUUUCCUGUGAGCAGAAUCUUUAACACUGGACACAUCGCCGGGAAGUUAGCCUUCUGUCCACGUGGAGUAAUGAUGAAGAACAUGAAAGCGUGUUCCUGAUGUGUUCUCAAAAAAAUUUGGAAUCAAACCAGGAUCUAUUUUUUGCUGUUUUAAUCACAGACUAAUUAAUAGACUUUUGAAAAAUGAAAGACUUGUUUUUCAUUAAGACAUUCCAGUUCCGAUGCAGCUGAUGCAUACUAAUGACUUGAAAACACUUGACGGUGUCAUGUCGUGGUUUUAAAUUGCUGGCCAAAUUUUUUAAAGGCUUUUAUAUUAAAAACCUGCCGACGUGUUACACAACUCAGUAGGCUUCGCUCUGCCGUAUAGUCUAGAUGAACUGGAAUCUGGUUUCCCAUCCAGUUUCUUGACAUGUUAGUUGCCCCCGUCUGGCUUGCUCUCACGUUUGCAUCAGAAAGCAGAAUUGUGCCAGGUGUUGGUGGCUCACACCUGUAAUCCUAGCUACCUAGGAGGCAGAUACCGGGAGGAUCAUUUGAAGACAGCUCCAGGCAAAUAGUUUGCAAGACUAUCUUGGAAAAAAAAAAAUCACAAAAAAGGGCUGUGGAGUGGCUCAAGUGGUAGAGCACCUGCCUAGCAAGCCCCAGUACCACCAAAACAAAAAACCAAAAAAUCAGAAGUGCUUCUGCUAAAUCCUGACAAGAACUCUUAAGACCCAAAAGUGCAAAAAGUAACCUCCAGAGGAGUCAGCAAUAUCCCAAAAGGGAGAGCUGCUCUUAGGCCAGGUGGCUUCACACCUCUGCGGGUGCCCACUGGGAGUUAUGGGGUGGUGGCCACCAGAUCUUUUUCCCUUUGACCAACUGACUAGUUACCAACAUGACCCUCUGUGGAAAAGGGAAUCCUCCAAACCUUUCUCUGAGCCCCUGGAACAAACAGCCACAGUGCUCUGCCAGGAUCAUCAGACACAGAAGCUGGGGUACUUGACACCAAGUGGCCUGGGGCUGGGCUCAGAGUUCUGAGCAGGUGGAACCCUGGAAGUGAAGGAAGCCAUGGACAUGCAGAGAUUUGUUUACAGUUUUCUGUUAUUCCCAAGGGCAGGCCCAGGCCUUGAGAUCUGCCCAUCAAAAAUGACAAUGACCCUCCGGUUCUGCACACAGCGUGAACCGUUUCGUCCUUGCGUUCUUUUGGCUUCAGUCCCUCACUUGGUAGAAGGUUUAAGAGGUUUAGGUGCAAUAGCAAUCUUUUAUGGUUUCCAGACUAAUUCUAUGAGCGUAGUUAAACCCAUAAAGAUGAUGUUGAGAGUUUUUUUUGCUCUUUGAAGCCUAACUCGUGAUUUCUACGAAAUAAAUUUUAGCAAAAACAUCGUAAUGGCAUACAUUUGUAUGCUAAUUUGUCAGUGGUAUUUCCAUAAAUAUUAUCUACAGCUAACUGGUGAACCAUUCUCUGCAUGCAAUAGUCAUUGCCAGGCAGGAUUUGUGGUUGCCUUUAUAUUUCGUGUUUCUUUGCAAGUUGCUUUGCAUAUGAGAUGCUCAUUUUUCUUCUAGCUUCCUCUGAUUUGUACCCGAUUAUUUUUCAUAUAAUAUACUUUCAGGUUAAUUGCUUUCUGUCAAAGCAGUAGCUUAAUGAUCGAACUUUAAUUUGCCCCCAAAGAGUCCUUAAACUUUUUAUUGGAGCUCUCACACAAGGUACUGCUUUUAAAUGGGACAUGUUGGAGGCCACCAUGUCACCCUGUGCUGGCAGAUGCUGGCCAGUGGUGUCAGUGAGGGGGGCAGUGACAUUGGUUUAGCCAGAGGUGCUGUUUGCAAAAUGAACGUGAGAUGUGUUUCAGGUUUAGCUCUCAGACCCCGGGAAGCAGUGCAUGCCCUUGGAAUUGCACUGUGAAACUAGCCAACUUUUUCUAGAAAAUCUCUCCAAAAACCCUCGCAGGAGUGGGAAAUGACAGGAACAGAGGCAGGAAUCUGGUCUUGGUAGAUCCCAGUAAGCCACUCAGCCUCUGGGCAUGAGGGGCUGGACCAGGUGUUCCUGUUGCCUGGCCGGCCCUCUGCCCAGCAUCCUGUGCUGCAGUGCUUUCUGGCUGAGCCUCCCAGAGUCUGCUCUCGGCUGGAAAUCACCUCACAGCCACCUUUCAUGUGGCCAAAUGACUACUCAUGUCACAAGGCAAUGGGCAAAGGCCUAACACACUGAGGUUUCAGAAUAGAAAUAAGGGGCAGAGAAAGGGGUCUGAGAGGAACUGGACACCACCUAGGCCAUAGGACCCCCUUGUCAUCCAGAUCAAACCCUUGCCAAGUAACUGGGAAGUCUUUUAAGUCUAACAGUCAUCUGAGGAAGGACUGGGCUUAUGGCUCACAUGGCAGCGUGCCUGCCUGGCAAGUGCAAGGCCCUGAGUUCAAACCCUAGUACUGCCAAAAAGUCACCUGAGACCUCUGAUCGAUGUCCUUCAGGCAGGGACGGGGAGCAGGGAGCAUCUACUUGCGACACUCUUUCAUGUUACUCACCGACUCUUGAAGACCAUUUUGCUGCCUCAGGUCUUUUAUCCUGACCCAGAUAGCUUUUAGGAUCUGUCAUACCCUUGCCCAGAAUGUGCUCACUGGAAGGGAAACCCUGGGGGAAUCUGGAACUGGGAAGAGAAAGGUGAACUGUCCCCAGGUAACACAGCUGUGCUUUGUGCCAGGCUGUUAAAGUGAACACAGCUGGCAGGGGAAAAUGGUUGUUUCUGGGGAAGACAACACUGAAUUGCCUCCUGAUUUAGCCUUUACAUAAGCCUACAGGUUAACACUUUUUCUUUCCUCUCUGUGGACGAAGGGGGGUCUUUCAUUUUGGAAUAUGACUAAUAAAAUAAUUAGGUUGUUCAGUUUGAAAUAAUCGUGUUUUUUAGUGAACUGUGUAUUUUGAAAAAAGUUUUUCUCAAAAGACUAGCCAAUUCCAGAAACCAGUUAAGCUCAGUCACUUAAAGGGCACCUGGAACCCCGCCCUGCCCAUCGCCUGGGCUUGUCACCUGACUCCAGGCCACGGGUUUUUCAAAAGCAGCUACCGCUGUCUUCCUGGGGCACUGGCAGUGAACUGAGGCAAGGCUGGGCACGGAGGCUGGCAUAGCUCCUGGCAACACUGGUAACUUGCUGUUUCCCCCCAGAAUGUGCCAAAAGGGAUUUUAUAGACUAACUCUGGGCAAGGGUUAUAGGGAGAGAGCAGGCAUGUGCCAGUGGUUCUCCACCUGGGCUGUGCACCUGAUCACCUGUCAAACCCAAC